Pecten maximus is the source of this 7150-nucleotide messenger RNA. Its product is annotated as delta-like protein B. The record is from RefSeq and is a predicted model, not a curated record. The transcript has 10 exons. Gene Ontology annotation, molecular function: calcium ion binding. Gene Ontology annotation, cellular component: plasma membrane; protein-containing complex. Bases 1 to 2256 code for a protein of 751 amino acids. Lineage: Eukaryota; Metazoa; Mollusca; Bivalvia; Pectinida; Pectinidae. Gene Ontology annotation, biological process: heterophilic cell-cell adhesion; establishment or maintenance of epithelial cell apical/basal polarity.
AUGCAUCUCCCAACAAUGGAGGCUAAUGGCAGAGUUAGCUACUCUCUAAGGUUGGUCAGCUUUACUAACCCUAACGGUACAUCAUGGGAUGGACUGCAUUACCAUGGCAACAGACGUCUGUGUGAUAGUAAUGGUACCGAUACGUGUGAUACGUACUUCAAGAUAUGUAUACAGAGGAAGGGCCGCUGUUUUAUUAAUUACGAUUCCAAAGUAUUCAGCAACACCAACAACAUCACAUUUGGUAAUGAGGCCAUGUGGACGGGGACGUCAAGUACUUGGAAUACGAAUCUUCUCGCGUUCAUAAAUCCAUUCGACAAGGACUCGUCCAAAGCAGCUGGUGAUUUGAUAGACAUUUUGAAUUUUCCUCUGUCAAUAGAGCUAGGAUUAAAACAAGGCUGUUCAGUAAAUCAGACCAUUGUGAUGUCGAACCACACGACACUAACAAUGGAAUUUAAAGUCUGGUGUAGCCAAGGUUACACAGGUCCCGGAUGUACGUACCGUUAUACUGGAAGUAAUCCGUAUGUAUCGUGUGACAACGGGCAGCUAAAUCUGCUAUGUACCAAUCAGGACAUAUGUCAACAUGAAGGGAAAUGUAACAAUAUUGAUGGCGGCUUCACAUGUCAUUGUACUGAUGGAUGGACAGGGGACCGAUGUCAAACAGAUGUCAAUGAGUGUGAACAUAAUCCAUGUUUACAUAGCGGAACAUGCCACAAUAUCAAUGGUAACUACACAUGUCACUGUUCUGAUGGAUGGACUGGGCACAUAUGUGAUAAUGACAUCAAUGAGUGUCAAAAUAACCCCUGUGAUCAUGGCGGCACAUGUAACAAUGUUAAUGGUAGCUACACGUGUCACUGUUCUGAUGGAUGGACUGGACACAUCUGUGAUAACGACGUCAACGAAUGCCAAAUUUACCCCUGUCAACAUGGCGGCACAUGUAACAAUAUUAAUGGUAACUACACCUGUCAGUGUGCUACAGGCUGGGCUGGCUGGCAUUGUGAUCGUGAUGUUAACGAAUGUGAAAUCAGACCAACAGUAUGUCUAAAUAACGGGACUUGUACCAAUGAAGAGGGCGGUUAUAGUUGUGCCUGUUGGUCAGGAUGGGCCGGAGAAAAUUGUACAUCUGAUGUAAAUGAAUGUUAUCAAAACGUUUGUAAAAAUAACGCCACCUGCACCAAUAUCUACGGUGGUUAUCAUUGCCAAUGUACUGAGGGUUGGCUAGGUAUUACUUGUGAGCAAGAUAUAGAUGAAUGCCAUGGACAUCCUUGCCACAACGAAGCUACGUGCCUGAACAUUGCCGGAUCGUUUAAGUGCAUGUGUACCAGCGGAUGGUCUGGGGUCGACUGUGACGUAGAUAUAGAUGAAUGCAAACUUAACGUCUGCUAUCAUGGAACUUGCAAAAACACCGAUGGGGGUUUUGCAUGUGCAUGCUUUGAGGGAUGGACGGGAUCGAAUUGCACGUAUGAUGUAAGAUCGACAACCGGUCAUUCUGUUCGUGAAUCAACAAUCUCUUAUCCUGGCCACAAUUCAACGAUUGCACACGUUGCGCUCCAGACGACAGUGGAACUAACACAAAAAACAACUGGAAUUGCCAUUACAAGUAAAAAAACACAAGAAUAUACUCCACCAAUAUACUCUUCAUCAAAACACACUAGAAAUAUCCCUGGCGUUUCAACACCGACCACAUCUUAUACCCAUAAACAACACAAGACUACCCAAUUCAGUGCUACGAAGACUCGAAGUUCUUCAAAAAAUCCGGUAACCCCAGAGGUUAGCCACAAUUCUCAUAGUAGCCGAUAUGCUAAUUCUAAGACAGUAGCAAGUAAUCCAAUAGUGUCCCACUCUGUUACUUCGUCUACUGGUGGUGUCGGUACAUCCUCCAAGAUUACAAAACCCACAGUUGCAGCUGCUGGACCGUCGAAUGCAAGUGCAAACAAGGGGAAUCAGAGUUGGGCGUCGACUAACUGGCCGACACUAGUUGGCGUCGGUGGUGGGGUUUUAAUAGUUGUGAUUUCGGCGCUGAUCUUUUACAGGAAGCGGAAAAUGAAGGCUAACGGGGCCACCUAUAUAGACGAGACCGACCUGACAUCCACUGAUACCGUCCGAGACAGCACUGCUGCUUUAGUAUUUGAAAAUGCUGUUUACAACACCAUGGACACAUCUCAUCAAUAUGUUUGUUCGCUUGAUAACCGGGACGAGAUACAGGACGAUGAAGAAGACGCUUAUUCUGAGAUGAAUGAAAAUGAAUGCCGACUCUAAAACAUCAUGGAUGUACAAAAAAUACUGUACCUACCAAACAGCUCACAACGCUGACCUCCUGUAUCAACCACACUACAGGCGGUGAUCUCAGGCUUUAUCAACCACACUACAGGCGGUGAUCUCAGGCUAGGAAGUUGUCUUUUAUGGAAUGUUAAGUUGAGAAAUACCAGUUUCUAUGAUGAAUUUUUUAUUCCAACAUGAUGUAUCUUGGAGCUGAAAUUCAGGUCUUUAUGAGAUAUAUACUCAUGAUGGUAUAUAUAUAUACAGUGUACGAUAAAGCAUUCAUCUACGUAUUGACAGGAGUGUCGGAUCAAAUUGUACGUAACAGUUGUAUUCAUAUUAUCAUUAAGAUUGUAUAAGUACUGUAUACUUUGUUUUUAUCAUGUAUAUAACAGAUAAUAUUCAACUCAGCUAUCAAUAAACAGUAGAUAUCACAUACAUUAUAUUGGUAUCUAUACUAUCAUAAAGGUUUGUCACCAGUUCAGUCAGAUCUCAAUAAUCAUUGGGCCAGAACGCUUAUGACAGAAAAAGUGAGAUUAGAAUUUGCCCUUUGUUAUCACAUUCUCAAUUUGAGGUCUUCCAAAACCCCAAGAUCAAAAUUAUCAAUUAGAUGUCUACCGAAGCCCUCAGAUCAAAAUUAUAAAUAAUAUACUAAAUCGGGAAUCAUACAACCUCAGGUGACGGGGCCGAUAAUACGAAGUAAUAUGGAGUUCUAUUAUAAUAGUUAGUACUAAUUGCAUCCAUCGAGUAAAUUUAACAUUUUCACCAAAACUUUCGAUACCAAAUGGAAAGAUAUACAUAAUUUUUUGGCGUUGUAAUGUGAAAUCACUGAUUUGUAGCAUACCUCCUUACAUAUAAUGUACGUACGUGAUACUCCAAGUAGUAUAUAAAGGCAUACCAUUCCAAGUGUUUAACGAAGGUACAGCGGUAAAGAUUGUGAUUCAGUUUAAACAUGUCAUUAAGAGUUGUUUUAUAAGGAGAUGAAGAUCUGAUGCCGUGUACUAAAGACUAUCCUCUCUGGGAGGAGGAAGAGGUUAGCAGUUUUAUCUGGAUUUGAAGUUGUCCCUCAUUUCUUUUCAUAGAUAGAAAUAAUUGUCAUAAUUAGUAGAGAAAUCGUCGGCGAAUGUAUAUAAACUCCGGAUAUUACACAUACAUAUUCUCGUGAAAAUUGACAAUGGUUUAGAUUUUAAACAAGCAUUUGGUGAUAUUGCAGAUUUACCAGUCUUUAGAUAGUAAAUCUGAUUAGUGAUGUUGUGUUUCAGUUUGCCGUAAAAUUAUGGAGGGAUUAUAUUGCAACGCAACAUAUAUUCUGUUAAUUGUUUAUUUGAUAUUUACAUAGUAUAUUCCAUCGGUCGUGUAUGCUGUGUCCAAUGCAGGUUAUGUUCUACCGUUAACUUAAUAAUUUAAAAAAGUAAUCAUAAUUGUAAAUGUCAUCGACAAUUUGUUAUAUUUAUCAUUUAUUAAUUGUUAUUAUGGUCGCUAAUUUGAAAGGAUUAUAUUUGCUUGUCCUAAAAAUCAAUCGCUAAUUAAUUAUAUUUAUCGUUAAUUGAUUGUAAAUAUCAUCAUUAAUUUGUUUGAUUUACCUUUAAGUCAUUGCAAAUAUCACCAUGAAUUUGUUAGAUUUAUUAAUGUUUUUUUUUUUAUGUGAUCAUUUAUUUCAUACAUUUAUCUUUCAUUUAUUUUAAAUAUCAUCAUUAGCUUUUCGGAUUUAUAUCUAAUUUGUAUUUUGUCAAACUGAUUUUUCAUUCCUGUUAUAUUUCAUCUUUAUGUUUAUUAACUUUUUGGAUUCAUCUCUUAUAUAUACUUCAUUACAUCUAAACUUUAUAUUGAUAUGUGUUAUAUUCCAUAAGUGCUGUGUGUUAUAUUCCACCAUUCCAUCAUGGAUUCAUGAUAUAUUCCAUCAUGGUUUGUGUUAUAUUCCAUAAUUUAUUUGUAUUAUAUUCUAUCAUUGAUUUAUGUUAUAUUCUAUCAUUGAAUUGUGAUAUAUUCCAUCAUUAGUUUAUGAUAUAUUCCAUCCUUGAUUCUUGAUAUAUAUAUUCCAACAUGGGUUUGCCAUACUUUCGAUCAUUUAUUUGUGUUGUCGCCUAGACAGAAUUAACUGUAUCUUAUACCCCAGUGACCAUAUAUUAAUGCCAUGUAAGAAUCAACACAGGUCAGUCUUAUGUGUGGUUGAUCCCUAAGUUUUUUUUUUGAAUUUCUUGUCGCAAUUGUACUUACUUUGUUGAAGAUUUUUGUAAACUCGAGAAAAAAAAAAAAAAAAAGCAAAAAAAAAAAAAAAAAAAAAACCCUGAUGUAUCUAGCCUUUUAAUUUGAAUUAUAGAAAUAACCUUUGAAAUAGCACUGGUGAUUUAUAACAGAAAUAGCACUGCUGAUUUAUAACAGAAAUAUCACUGGUGAUUUAUAACAGAAAUAGCAUUGGUGAUUUAUAACAGAAAUAUCACUGUGAUUUUUUGUUCCCAGUAAAAUAUUAAUGCUGUUUUGUGACAGAAAAUCAAUGUGAAUUUUUGUUCCCAGUAAAAUGUUACUGCUGUUUUGUGACAGAAAAUCAAUGUGAAUUUUUGUUCCCAGUAAAAUGUUACUGCUGUUUUGUGACAGAAAAUCAAUGUGAAUUUUUGUUCCCAGUAAAAUGUUACUGCUGUUUUGUGACUGGAAUAUUGAUAUGAUUAUCUGUUCCCAUUGAAAGGUUACUCUGAUGAAUUGUUAAAUCAGCGAAAGCGUGAUAUAUAUGAUAGUUUGUGUAAUGUUUAAGUAUAAGGGUGAUGUUUGUAUGUAACCUGAAUUUCAAAUUGUACUAUUUGCUUGUUUCGUGAAAAGUUUUAUAUUAUUAUGAUAGGGUUUUCUUAUUUAUUUAUCUUUAUUUAUGUAUUAAUUCAUUGUUAUAAUUAUUCUUUUACAUACCUUGGCAACCGUCGCCCGCCAACAAUUCCUUCCAGUAAACGACUUGUUUCUCUGAUUGGAAUUAAGCUUAAAAAGCUGUAAAUGACUUCUCUGGAAGAAAUCAAUGAAUAUCACUCAUAUUUGAUUGAUAGCAGCUGUGAUAGGCUGAGGCGCGGGGCCCAUUUGAUCCGGAUUUAGCUCAAAAUUUCUUUGGUUCGAUGGGGGGUGGUGAUGUUUCUAUGUAACCUGAAUUUCAAAUUUAUUAUUUGCUUGUUACAUGUAUAAGUUUAAUAUUGUUAUUUAUUAUUUCUGGUAAUACUCCCUCCGAAGCAGGUCCCAAUGGAGGAAGCAGAGCAUUUUUACAAUACUUUCCCUACAUUAGGGAUGAAUUGAUGUGGUCCAUAUUAGGUCUGAAGGCAAUCCAAUUUUGUAUGUAAAGUGUUGGUCUGGGGCCAAAAUCCUUGACAAUGUGUGAAUGGGAUCCAAUGUUCGUGUAAACAGUGGAUCUCAGUCCUGAAAGGUGGGAUCCAAUGUUCGUGUAAACAGUGGGUCUGUGUCCUGAAGGGUGGGAUCCAAUGUUCGUGUAAACAGUGGGUCUGUGUCCUGAAGGGUGGGAUCCAAUGUUCGUGUAAACAGUGGGUCGGAGUCCUGAAGGGUGGGAUCCAAUGUUCGUGUAAACAGUGGGUCUAAGUUCUGAAAGGGUGGGAUCCAAUGUUCGUGUAAACAGUGGAUCUGUGUCCUGAAGAGUGGGAUCCAAUGUUCGUGUAAACAGUGGGUCUGUGUCCUGAAGGGUGGGAUCCAAUGUUCGUGUAAACAGUGGGUCUGUGUCCUGAAGAGUGGGAUCCAAUGUUCGUGUAAACAGUGGGUCUGUGUCCUGAAGGGUGGGAUCCAAUGUUCGUGUAAACAGUGGGUCUGUGUCCUGAAGAGUGGGAUCCAAUGUUCGUGUAAACAGUGGGUCUGUGUCCUGAAGGGUUUGAUCCAAUGUUCGUGUAAACAGUGGGUCUGUGUCCUGAAGGGUGGGAUCCAAUGUUCGUGUAAACAGUGGGUCUGUGUCCUGAAGAGUGGGAUCCAAUGUUCGUGUAAACAGUGGGUCGGAGUCCUAAAGGGUUUGAUCCAAUGUUCGUGUAAACAGUGGGUCUGUGUCCUGAAGGGUGGGAUCCAAUGUUCGUGUAAACAGUGGGUCGGAGUCCUGAAGGGUGGUAUCCAAUGUUCGUGUAAACAGUGGGUCGGAGUCCUGAAGAGUGGGAUCCAAUGUUCGUGUAAACAGUGGGUCGGAGUCCUAAAGGGUUUGAUCCAAUGUUCGUGUAAACAGUGGGUCUGUGUCCUGAAGGGUGGGAUCCAAUGUUCGUGUAAACAGUGGGUCGGGGUCCUGAAGAGUGGGAUCCAAUGUUCGUGUAAACAGUGGGUCUGUGUCCUGAAGAGUGGGAUCCAAUGUUCGUGUAAACAGUGGGUCUGUGUCCUGAAGGGUGGGAUCCAAUGUUCGUGUAAACAGUGGGUCUGUGUCCUGAAAGGUGGGAUCCAAUGUUCGUGUAAACAGUGGGUCUGUGUCCUGAAGGGUGGGAUCCAAUGUUCGUGUAAACAGUGGGUCUCAGUCCUGAAAGGUGGGAUCCAAACGAGAUAUUAGAGAUAAUCCAUUGAAAGUACUCCAUCUGGAUGAUUUUAUUGAGGCAGAGGGGCGGGAUAAGAAGUCAAAAUAGAGUUGGUUAUUGAUAGUAAGUACUGUUCAGCUUAUUUGCUUUUAACCUAUUUUCUGGAGUCAGAAAGUCAAAUGCUAGUAAAAGGAAAUUAUUUAUUACAAUGCAUGUUAUUUAGUGGCAGAUCAGUGUCCCAAACUAAGAAAAUAUUUGUUAUCUAGCUCAAAUGAGUGUUUUACUACAUAAAUACUCACUGAAAUAUGCUGGUGAACGAUACAUGUCCUCUAGGCCUGUUGUUUCUGUUACAUUUAAUAGAGCUAUAUCACUGUUUGUUAUUUAAUAUGUGCAGUCAAUGUGUGAAUAAAAAAUGCUUAAAACUUUAA